UUAUUAACUUUGUGCAUCGCUGAGUCUUAAAAUAAAUCACGUUUGGAAUGCAGUUUCAACCAAUCAGCAUCCAGUAUCAGACCCACACGUUGUAUAAAGUACAACAAAGUUAUUUAUGUAUGUAGUACAGCCAUAGGUUACUUACUGGCAAGAGUUGGCUAUCUGAUCUAACAAAGACUUCUGAAUCACUGGACAAAGACAUGGGGACGGUUGAAUCAAGACAAAGCCUUUCACAACCCAUUUCAGCUCUAACCAAAUCUAAAGCAGCUUAUAAAGAACCAUGGAGGAAAACACCUUGGGGUGGGAGAGAAGAGUUGUUGACAGGACUGAAGGCAUAUGUUCCACGUAACGCUGACAUUGAACAUGUUAGAAUUCUGCUCGAUGGACCAGUUGGAGCUGGCAAAUCUAGCUUCAUCAACUCUAUCAAUAACAUCUUUCAGAAUAAAACUACGUCGAAAGCUCUGGCUGAUUCUGCUAUGGCUGAUCAAAGCUUCACCAUAACAUACAAAACCCACAAAAUUGAAAAUCGACAAACUGGACUAUAUUACCCAUUUGUCUUCAACGAUGUCAUGGGCUUUGAGAAAGCGAGUGGAAAAGGAGUGCAUGGAGAUGACCUCAGCAAAGCACUGACGGGACAUGUGAAAGAGAAUCACAAGUUCAAUCCGAUAAGUCCAUUGACAGAGGGUGAUAGGGGCUACAAUGAUAAUCCCAGUUCUAGUGACAGAGCCCACUGCCUGGUCAGUCUGAUGCCUGCAGAUAAGAUUUCUCUAAUCGAUGAUGAUGUCGUCAAGAAGAUGAGGACCAUCAGAUUAGUUGCUAGAGACUUGGGAAUCCCCCAAGUGGUCAUCCUCACCAGGGUGGAUCUGGCUUGUCCGUUGGUGAAAAAAAACUUGAAAGAAGUGUAUCAAAGCAAGUAUAUCAAGAAUAUGAUGAAGACAUGCAGUAUAAGGCUCGGCGUCCCAGUGAACUGCAUCCUUCCUGUGAAGAACUACCAUGAGGAAAUCGACUUGGACAAAGACAUGGAUGUGCUGCUAUUGAGAGCACUGAAGCAGAUAAUUGACUUUGGAGACGAUUUCCUGAAGGAGAUGGCUGUGCCUGUGUUAACUAUAACAUCUGUGUGCACCAUGUCAGUUACAGUAUAACAUGUAAUGUGAUGCUAGCCAUGCUCUAUAUUUGUCAAAGCGUUUGUAAUGUGUUAUGUCAUUAUUUGUCUUUGCAGUUUACCAAACACCCUUGUUCAGGGAAAUUACCUUCUCAGUUUUUCCCCAACAAAAAUUUGCUAAAAUAAAUAUGCAUUCAAUAAAGAUGAGAUCAAAACUUC
Molecule: messenger RNA, 1321 nt
Organism: Salmo salar (Atlantic salmon)
Lineage: Eukaryota; Metazoa; Chordata; Actinopteri; Salmoniformes; Salmonidae
Product: interferon-induced protein 44
Biological process (GO): immune response
Source: RefSeq, a predicted model, not a curated record